Plenodomus lingam JN3 is the source of this 300-nucleotide messenger RNA. RefSeq lists its product as uncharacterized. NCBI's taxonomy places the organism in Eukaryota, Fungi, Ascomycota, Dothideomycetes, Pleosporales, Leptosphaeriaceae. The record is from RefSeq and is a predicted model, not a curated record.
AUGAGCGCAAACGAAAUUCCCCAGGGUGACGCUGUCGACAACGAUUAUCAGAGCCGUAGUGGUCAGCAGCAAUACGGUAUUCCCGUCCAGAAGGACGAAGCACCAAUUGAGGACACUGAGUAUGAUAAUGGGGGUGACUCUGAUGAGCAGCUCGCACGCGACGAGAAAGACGCCAUUGAUGAGACCAACAUUCUCAACGAGCGUACCCGUGGCGCUACCAAAGAAAAGGGAACCUACACCGAGCCUGGUGAUGAAGAAGGUCUUGGUGGUAACGAUGGCACUUCCUCUGGACGCCAGUAG